AUGUUAAAAAAACAAAAAUAAUUAAUUGAAAAUCCCACCAAUGACUUUAGUGUCUGCCCAACUAAUAAACUUACACUUUCAUCUCUUGAUAAACCCCUUUUUCCAACUCCUUGGAGGGGUUACAAACAUUAUAACAUUUAAACCCCAACUAUCUUAAUUAAUUAAACGGACAGAGUGUAAGAAAUAUCAUAUCAAAUUGAUAAACUUAAACCACGCUAUAGUAGAUCAUUAACAAAAAAUAGGAAGAAAUAUCUUGAUGAAACAGAAUAAAAUGUAUAUGAUCUUAAGCCGAUGGAAAAACAAAUUUUGAAUGGAAGCCGUCUUAAAUUUAAUGAAGACUUAAGUAUGAACCUUUAUUUAGAACCACCAAAGCCACCAUUGCUUCUUCCUCAUAUGUUAGAUUUAUAUUGUUUACAUUCUUUUUAGAACAGAAUCAGUCAAGGUUGGUUCAAUCACUAUUAGUAAAGUUGUUGCUUUACCAAAAUAUCUUGAUCCACCUAAAAGUAGAAGGCUUGGAUUCAAAAAAUUACCAGAAUACUCUAUUCGUAGAUUCAGUCAUGUGGAUGAUUUAGUCGAACGAGUUCGAUUGCAAUAAGUGGAUAUCCUUAAAAAAUAUUAAGCAAAGUCCUUUUCUAAGGAUAUAUAAAAUAAACUUAAGGAUGAACUAUUUAUCAUACUAAAAUAAUUUGAAUGA
Molecule: messenger RNA, 694 nt
Organism: Paramecium sonneborni
Lineage: Eukaryota; Ciliophora; Oligohymenophorea; Peniculida; Parameciidae
Source: the annotation of a GenBank genome assembly